This is a messenger RNA of Mycosarcoma maydis (corn smut), 852 nucleotides long. RefSeq lists its product as uncharacterized. NCBI's taxonomy places the organism in Eukaryota, Fungi, Basidiomycota, Ustilaginomycetes, Ustilaginales. The transcript has a single exon. Bases 1 to 852 code for a protein of 283 amino acids. The record is from RefSeq and is a predicted model, not a curated record.
AUGGCCGCGAUGAGAAUGCCCACGCUGCUGCUGCUCUGUCUCGCUAUCUCGCUCGAGGUCUAUAGCUCGAGACUCCCUAUCGGAGAUAUCAGACGACUGCUGGAAGAGGACUGGUCUGUCAUUGCAGAAGUCACCGCAAAGCAUGAAAAUCCAAGCUCUUCGCAGGCUGCUCCCCAAGGCGGCUAUGUCGGCCUUAGCACAGCACCGCAACAUGGUCUCUUUCCGGUGCGAGCAAGUGAAAGCAACGAUCUCGGUACUUCAGCCUUGGUUACACCGUUACCGGCUCAAGCAUCAUCUCAGGUGACGACUCCGUUGGCAACCGUGACACGAGUUCCAGUUCAAGUUCCACUUGAUCUACCAGUGCUGCAGAUUUCUCAACGCAUCCAGGAGCUGAAAGGCCUCUCCCUCCUAUUUCGAACUGCAAAGGACAACGUCUUGAUGAAACCGCGACGAGUCUUGCCGUUGCAGACGCACGUCUUAUCGUCAGAAACAUAUAAGAUAUACUACGAGUUCUAUCUGAACCAUCCUUUCAGAAAGCGCUUACUAUGGACUCCUAAUGAGGUAACAUACAUGCUCUACAAGCCGAUCAGGAGGAACGAAGCGCUCGUAAGGCUGUUUGGUGGAUUUUUUGCCAAACACGAAAUCGUUUGGGCCGUCUGGAGGCAGGAAAUGUACGGAGAGGCAAAAGUCUGGCGCCUGCUAGGAUUGCUGGAAAUGCCAUCACGUCAACCUGCCCAGAGAUUCAUUGACACGUACAUGCAAGAAAUGAGUCCACCACACGCGAGCCCGCUGGUGUUCUUCAAUGAUGGAGCCCAUCUCGAUCCAAGCCAGGCGCCAAUGCAAAAAGUCUAG